Molecule: messenger RNA, 1807 nt
Organism: Pistacia vera
Lineage: Eukaryota; Viridiplantae; Streptophyta; Magnoliopsida; Sapindales; Anacardiaceae
Product: glycerol-3-phosphate dehydrogenase [NAD(+)] GPDHC1, cytosolic
Exons: 5
Coding region: 277-1668 (463 amino acids)
Biological process (GO): carbohydrate metabolic process; glycerol-3-phosphate catabolic process
Cellular component (GO): glycerol-3-phosphate dehydrogenase (FAD) complex; cytosol
Molecular function (GO): glycerol-3-phosphate dehydrogenase [NAD(P)+] activity; NAD binding
Source: RefSeq, a predicted model, not a curated record
CUGUUUUUGGUGAAACAAUCUACCAAUAAGAUUUUUUUUCUUUGGAUUUGGGAAGUGGGAUUUUGUUGGGUUCAAGUAAAGAAUUAAGCAGUGUCAGACUUGUAUAAAAUCUCAAUUGGUUUGUUUUCAGAAUUUGUUAUAGUUGAGAAAGAUUUAGCAUCAACUUGAACGACUUGUUGAAAUAAUUGGAAAGUUUUCAGUAGUAGUACACUUAUAAUUGAAGGUUUUGAGUUUCCAUUGUUAUUGUUGAAUAGUUGAAUUCUUGGUUGUAAGAAGAUGGUUGGAAGUAUUGAGGUGAUGAAUCAAAAUUUGUACUCAAAUGGGACUAUUCAGAAUGGUAAUUGUAUGGAAGAGAAGCUUGAUGAGUUACGGCGCUUUCUUGGCAAGGCUGAUGGUGAUCCAUUGAGGAUUGUUAGUGUUGGAGCUGGUGCUUGGGGUAGUGUUUUUGCUGCUUUGUUGCAAGAUAGCUAUGGUCAGUUCCGGGAGAAGGUCCAGAUCAGGAUUUGGAGAAGGCCUGGAAGAGCUGUCGAUAGAGCCACCGCAGAACAUCUCUUUGAAGUGAUAAAUUCGAGGGAGGAUGUAUUAAGGAGGUUGAUACGGCGCUGUGCCUAUUUGAAGUAUGUUGAGGCAAGACUAGGCGAUCGCACUCUUUAUGCAGAUGAGAUUUUGAAAGAUGGCUUUUGCUUGAACAUGAUUGACACCCCGCUGUGUCCUUUGAAGGUUGUCACUAAUUUGCAGGAAGCUGUUUGGGAUGCUGAUAUUGUAGUGAAUGGGUUGCCUUCAACUGAAACACGCGAGGUGUUUGAAGAGAUAAGUCAUUAUUGGAAGGAGAGAAUUACCGUGCCGAUUAUUAUCUCUUUGGCAAAGGGUAUUGAAGCUGCACUUGAACCUGUUCCUCACAUUAUAACUCCUACACAGAUGAUUAACAGAGCAACUGGUGUACCCACAGAAAACAUACUUUAUCUUGGUGGACCAAACAUUGCCUCUGAGAUUUAUAACAAAGAAUAUGCUAAUGCUCGAAUAUGUGGAGUUGAAAAGUGGAGGAAGCCUCUUGCAAAAUUUCUGAGGCAACCCCAUUUUGUUGUAUGGGACAAUAGUGACCUUGUCACUCAUGAAGUCAUGGGCGGUUUGAAGAACGUCUAUGCCAUUGGAGCUGGAAUGGUUGCUGCUCUUACCAAAGAGAGUGCUACCAGCAAAUCAGUAUACUUUGCACAUUGUACAUCCGAGAUGAUAUUUAUUACACAUUUAUUGGCGGAAGAGCCUGAGAAGCUUGCAGGGCCUUUGCUGGCUGACACAUAUGUAACCUUGUUAAAAGGUCGUAAUGCGUGGUAUGGGCAAAUGUUAGCCAAGGGCGAACUAAGCCGGGAUAUGGGUGACAGCAUCAGUGGCAAAGGAAUGAUUCAGGGUGUCUCUGCAGUGAGAGCAUUCUAUGAACUUCUUAGUCAAUCAAGCCUAAGUGUCUUACAUCCAGAAGAAAAUAAGCCUGUUGCUCCGGUUGAGCUUUGCCCCAUCUUAAAGACGCUCUACAAAGUACUUAUAAUAAGGGAGCAGUCAUCACAAGCUAUUCUGAAAGCACUGAGGGAUGAAACCUUAAAUGAUCCGCGAGAACGCAUUGAGAUUGCGCAGAGCCAUGCUUUCUACAGGCCUUCACUUCUUGGCCAGCCAUGAGUAUUUAUAUGGCAUGGCAGAAGUGGUGUUGGGAAAACAUAUAAUUAUAUAGAAGCAACUGUUCAAACAUUGAACACAAACAUACUGGUUUUGUAAUGAACUCUGUAUUUGUCUUGAUAUAUUGAAAGCUAGUAAUUGA